Messenger RNA from Umbelopsis ramanniana AG, 2730 nucleotides. RefSeq lists its product as uncharacterized. The transcript is spliced from 12 exons. NCBI's taxonomy places the organism in Eukaryota, Fungi, Mucoromycota, Umbelopsidomycetes, Umbelopsidales, Umbelopsidaceae. The record is from RefSeq and is a predicted model, not a curated record. Gene Ontology annotation, molecular function: histone deacetylase activity. The coding region runs from base 91 to 2586 and encodes 831 amino acids. Gene Ontology annotation, cellular component: histone deacetylase complex. Gene Ontology annotation, biological process: chromatin organization.
CAAUCAAUAUACCUUUUAUCAUAGUCCUUUUCACCUAUUCCCUAUUCCUUUAUCGUACAUAGACAUCUAGUUCAUUCUGAAAAUAAGACAAUGGAUAUUCGAUCACUACUCCACCCUGAGGAUGCUGGUCAAGAGCAAACAAAGCGCAGUACUUUUUCAAUAUCUUCCAUGUUGAUAAAGCCCGAAGAGGAGAAUGAGCCUUAUUUCAAGCUUUCAAAUGGACCAAAGACAGAAUCAUUGAAUACCAGCACCGCGGCGAAUGGAUUGCCUUUGCCUUUACAACGGUCUUUAUCAGAAGAUACGACUCAGCGAGGAAACCGCCCAUCAGUUGGAGGACAUUUAUUACGCAGUCGUUUGUCGCCGCAGCGAAAUUUAGUGGAACCAGAAAGUGAUAGCAACGUCAGCGUUUCAUCCACAGGAAGUCUAAAACGGCGGCGGAGGCAACUUCCAAAGGCAAAGCUAGCGUCUGCGAAACCACCGCCGUUACCGCCACAACUGUCGCAUGACAUGAAUAGCUCGGAUGGUGGGACGUCACCGGAUAGUGGUAAUUAUUAUGGAGAAUCAGAGUCAAAUGAUGGAGAGUACGAAGACGAUGGGAGCAUAGGUGACACUGCCCGUGAACUCAAGUCGCUUCAUCUACGCAAAGCUGGCCGCUUCAGAAAGAGCCAAACGCACCCAUCUCGAUCCAACCACAGCAAACCCACCAACCUAUCUGCUACGAACACAUCUUCUGGCUACGAUCGACCUUAUACGUUUGGUGAUAAAAUCGAAUGUAUCAAGUCGGAUGAGCAAGGCACGUGGCAUGUCGCCCGGAUUGUUGAUUUUGAAACAUACCCGGCUAGCCCCGACAGCAAUAUCUUUGUUCAUUAUGAAGGCUUCCCUCCAGAGCAAGAUGAAUGGGUUCCUCCACAUCUGAUACGUUGCUGUGGUGCUCACCACCCAUUCUUACGCCACGGCCCUCGUGGCGCUGAACAAGACCGCUCGUGGCGGGAUUUUGCUGCCUAUCAUCAGACCGAAGAAGCAGAGAAGCUUCGAACCCAUACUGCCAUCGCGUACGACAAGCAAAUGCUCUUACAUGCCUGUCCUUGCGGCUGUGAACGCACUAUUCACCCUGAAAGACCUGAUCGACUGGUCAGCAUUAUGGAUGGUUUAUACCGAAAUGGCUUGAUGCGAUACUUCCGAAGGUUGCAAGGACGAGAAGCGACUGUUGAAGAGCUUCUGAGUGUACACACUGAAACGCAUGUUCGCAAUUAUUGCUCCACGCCAUCACUGACUUCUGAGCCGGAUGCCAUGGUCACAGACAACGAUACCCAGGGAAACAGCGCCACCUCCAUUUUAUCCAUCUUGAAUCCAGAGGAUAAUCAAGUACGAACGAGACAUGGUUCUGGACCUGGUGCCAUGUUACGUGGUGUAGGUGGAGACGUGGUGGUACAGGCAGAUGCCGACCAAAUUCGCCGACAACAUCGACGAUUUUCGACGGCUAUGCCGGAUAAAGCGACCAAACCAAGUCAAGCGGAUCAAGAGACACAGGAUGCCUCUCUGGUACCGAUCACGCCACCGACCCUGGUUUGUAAAAUGACCUGUGGAGAGCUUGGAAUAGCUGUCGAUACUACGUUUCAUCCAUUGCAUUCAUCCAAAUCGGCGAGAAUGGCGGCUGGCACGUUGCUCAACGUCGUAGAUCAAGUCGUCAAUGGUCGAAUCAAGAACGGCUUUGCGUUGAUUCGACCCCCUGGCCAUCACGCUGAGGAAGAUGAAGCGAUGGGGUUCUGUUUCUUCAAUAACGUUGGCGUUGCAGCAUCCUUGUCGUUGAAAUUAUAUCGAAGUCUUGUCCAAAAGGUUUUGAUCAUUGAUUGGGAUAUACACCAUGGCAAUGGUACUCAGCGUAUCUUCUACAAUAACCCCAAUGUGCUUUUCAUCUCCAUUCAUCGUUGGGACUCUGGUAAAUUCUACCCUUUUAGCGGUGCUCCUGAUGAAUGUGGUGAUGGCCCUGGAUUGGGAUUCAAUGUCAACAUCGCUUUCAGUGAGCUUGAGAAACAAAAACCAAUGGGCGAUACAGAGUUUAUAGCUGCCUUCUAUCACCUUGUCUUGCCGAUUUCUCGCCAGUUUAACCCUGACCUUAUAUUCGUCUCUGCUGGAUUUGACGCUGCUGAAGGUCAUCCCGAAAAUCUUGGUGGUUAUUGUGUCACUCCUAGAGGAUACGGUAUUAUGACUAGUCUUGUUCGGGAACUAGCUGACGAGGUGUCGAACGGCCGCUUGGUAUUGUCGCUUGAAGGUGGCUAUGCUUUGCAACCAUUGGCCAAUUCAGCCGUGGCUACCAUGGUGCAACUCCUGCCGCAAGGAACGGUACCUGCAGAUAUGCAAUAUGACCAUACCUUGCAAUCCAUCAAGCCUAACGCUGCUGCCGUAGCCAGUCUGCGACGCGUAUCUGCUAUUCAGUCUCAGCAUUGGAAGCUUGAUCCAGCUCUUCUGGAUGAAGAUUAUCGAUUUCAUCUACCCACCGAAUGGAAGGCCCAAAAUAGCAUCAGCACCCGACCAAGACGUGAUAAGCGCCAGCGUAUAGCUCCUAAAGGCAUUGAAGGCUACUAGAUUUGAGCUUUGUUUUCUUUAAGGAUUGUACAGUUUCUUUUCUCAAUUUUACAUACGUUUCUCCUUUUUCUUUUCUUUGGAUCUUUUGUAUCAUAGACUCUUUUAGAAUGUAUAAACCCCUCCCCCAACAAGUUAUCUCCACCA